Messenger RNA from Brassica napus (rape), 201 nucleotides. The record is from the annotation of a RefSeq genome assembly. Lineage: Eukaryota; Viridiplantae; Streptophyta; Magnoliopsida; Brassicales; Brassicaceae.
AUGGCCAAAGGUAAAGAUGUUCGAGUAACAAUUAUUUUGGAAUGUACCAGUUGUGUUCGAAAUGAUAUUAAGAAAGAAUCGGCUGGAAUUUCCAGAUAUAUUACUCAAAAGAAUCGGCAUAACACUCCUAGUCGAUUGGAAUUGAGAAAAUUCUGUCCCUAUUGUUAUAAACAUACAAUUCAUGGGGAAAUUAAGAAAUAG